Molecule: messenger RNA, 894 nt
Organism: Trichomonas vaginalis G3
Lineage: Eukaryota; Parabasalia; Trichomonadida; Trichomonadidae
Product: PSP1 C-terminal conserved region-containing protein
Exons: 1
Coding region: 1-894 (297 amino acids)
Cellular component (GO): cytoplasm
Source: RefSeq, a predicted model, not a curated record
AUGAUAGAAAUAGCUGGAGUAAGGUUCAAGAGAACCGGAAAAAUCUAUUACUUCGAUCCCAUUGAUAUAGAUUUAAAAAUUGGAGAUUAUGUAAUUGUUGAAACUGUGAGGGGUUUUGAGUUUGGAGCAGUUGAACUUUUAAAAGAAGUGGAAGAGGAAAGCAUAAAGGGAGAGCUUAAACCUGUGCUUCGUCUUGCAAGUGAUGAAGAUAAGAAUAUCAAUGUGGAAAAUAGAAAUAAGGCCAAGGAAGCAAUAAUAAUCUGCGAUCAAAAGGUGGAAGAACAUGGACUUGACAUGAAGUUAAUAUCCUGUGAGUAUACCUUCGACAGGUCCAAAUUAUUAUUUUACUUCACAGCUGACGGAAGGGUUGACUUUAGGGACCUUGUUAGAGACCUUGCGGCAAUCUUUAAGACGAGAAUAGAACUUAGACAAAUUGGAGUUCGUGAUGAGGCUAAAUUUGUUGGUGGUCUUGGAUGUUGUGGCAGGCCAACUUGCUGUUCAACUUUCUUAAGUGAGUUCUCGCCAGUUUCAAUUAAGAUGGCAAAGGACCAAAAUUUAAGUCUUAACCCAACAAAAAUUUCUGGAAUUUGUGGCAGGCUUAUGUGCUGCCUAAAAUACGAACAAGAUGGCUACGAAUGUAUUAACAAGAGGAUGCCAAGACUUGGGGAAAUUGUCAAGACAGAAAGAGGAAAGGGUACAGUCGUCUCAACUUAUACAAUACAAGAGCUUGUAAAGGUUAUGUUUGAAGUUGAUGAUGAGAAGGAAACUGUCUAUAUGGAACUUUCUGAAGUCAAGAGGACUCGUGAGUUUAACAGGUCCUUUAUAGAUGGAUCAAGAUCAAUUAAUGUUGAAGAGUACGACGAAAGCGAAUUAGUAGAAUUAGAGAGGGAUUAG